This is a messenger RNA of Trichomonas vaginalis G3, 1050 nucleotides long. RefSeq lists its product as uncharacterized. NCBI's taxonomy places the organism in Eukaryota, Parabasalia, Trichomonadida, Trichomonadidae. The coding region runs from base 1 to 1050 and encodes 349 amino acids. The transcript has a single exon. The record is from RefSeq and is a predicted model, not a curated record.
AUGACUGAAGAUUCCCUUUUUGUUACCGAUACAAAACUUGCUGAUGCCAUGACUCAGAUUGUCAGUAAUGAGGAACCAGCUCCUGAGGAGCAAAAAGAGGAACAACAACCAGAAAAUCCACCAGAACCACCACAAUCAGCUCCAAGUCCCACUCCUGAACCAGUUAUGGAUGCAGCUUCAACAACAUCUGCUGCAACAGAACAACCAAAAACAGAAAUGACAAAGGAGGAGGUUGAUGAGCUGAUUAACGACGCAAAACAAGGAAAAGAUUUAUCACAAUACAAUUCUUCUCAGUUAAAUCAAGCAUGGAACGGAUUAAACUCUCAGAAAACUGAAUACACUCAACAAAGAAAAUAUGUUGAAGCUGAUAAAGUUACAAAAUUAAUGAAAAAGAUUCGUUUAUUAGCAAAUCAAAAAGCGGUGACAGAAAAAAGAGAAGCAAAGAUCCAAGAACUUGUACAGAAGCGUGACGAGUGCCAAGCUGACCUCGACAAGCUUAGUAAAUCUUGGGAGAACAAAUUAGCGGACUUUGAUGCACAAAUUAAAGUAAAAGUACAACAAUAUUACGAUCAGCAAGGAAAGGAAUUAGCAGAUUUCGAUGCAAAUACAGAAAAGGAAAUUGAUUCCUUACAAAUUCGUGAUACAAAAGAGCUUUUGAAGCUUAAAUCUCGCGAAGAAGGAUUGGUUAAAAAUGAAAUGUUCAUUAAAGCUCAAGAAGUACGUUCAAAAAUUGAACAACUCGAAGCUGAAGUUAUUGAGUCCCAAAAAUCACAGAAAAGAGAUGAAUUAUCAGUUAAAAGGCAACAGAUAAUUAACCAGCAGAUCCAGCAGCUCCGUGUUAUUGAACAAUGGGCAAAUGAAAAAGUUAUUGAUUUAAGUCGCCAAAUGUCUGGCGAAAUCGGAGCAGCAGAGAAGCGUGUUCAUAACUAUGAUGUCCAAAUAGCUGCAGUAAAGACUGGGAAGGAGAAGGGAUCAAAAGGAAAAAAAGCUGAAAUUUUAGUUCCAUCUGUUCAGAAAAACUCUCGAUCUACCAGAUCUGGAUUCCGUUGA